Messenger RNA from Drosophila hydei, 4971 nucleotides. RefSeq names its product RB1-inducible coiled-coil protein 1 (gene Atg17). Gene Ontology annotation, cellular component: Atg1/ULK1 kinase complex; phagophore assembly site membrane; extrinsic component of membrane. Gene Ontology annotation, molecular function: protein kinase binding; molecular adaptor activity. The transcript is spliced from 6 exons. Bases 955 to 4971 code for a protein of 1338 amino acids. The record is from RefSeq and is a predicted model, not a curated record. Lineage: Eukaryota; Metazoa; Arthropoda; Insecta; Diptera; Drosophilidae. Gene Ontology annotation, biological process: positive regulation of protein phosphorylation; autophagy of peroxisome; autophagosome assembly.
UCGCUGUUAUUAUUAAAACAGAAGAAGAAGACGGCAGAACUACGAAAGUGCGUUAUUUCAUUUUUAUACAAUUUAAUUUAAUUAGAAAUAUAAGUAAUUGAACUAUAGGCAUUCGUGAAAUAAAUGUAACAAUAAAAACAAAAAAUUGCUUAACCGUGCGACGCGUAAAUGGCGAAAAAUUGACUUGGAAUAUAACUGCCAACAACAACAUCCACAGCAGCAGCAACCCACAACAACAACACAGCAACAACAACGCAAUUGUGAUAGACAAAGAAAUAGAUUAAGAAGGGGGAAAACGAAACAGCAAGGCCCAACAACCAAAUCAAAUAACGCAAAACAAAAAAAAAAACGCAACAUAUUUAAAUAUUAAGCAUAUCGCCUGAGUUUUUUGUGCAGCUUUUGCACAGCUCUGAUUUUUUUGAUACGCAACACAAUCUGAAAAUAAAAAGAAGGAAAGGAAAAGAUCCAACGAAAAAGUCGAAAGUAAUGCGAUAAAAAUAAAAAUAAGUUUAAACAUAAUUAUAGGAGGAGGGAAAACGCUGGCAGUAACACAGAACGAGCAAAAUAAGACGCAUAAAGAGUAAAAGGAGAAUCUAAAACUAGCGUUCGUGUUCGUGCUCGUGAGUGUUUUCAAUUGAUUAAAAUCAAAACACACGGAAAAACUACAAACAAAACCCCGCACACAUACAUACAAGUAAAAAAAUACACUCAGAAAGGCGGGCCAGUGAAAAUUGAUUAAGGAUUACAAGACCCUCAACGCAAGGUGGCAGAGCCACACACAUAAACUCUCACUCACCCACACUGAUGCACUUGUAUGAAUUUAAAAAGCAUUAGCACUGCCAAACAAAGAGGAAGAGAAGAAGAGAACAAGCAGCAAAGUGUAGAGAGAGGAGGAGGUGGAGGACGACCCCAGCAACAACAGUUGGAGCUUCAACAUAGACAGACAGUUGCCACAUGAUGUUGUACGUAUACCAUGUGGACGUCGGUCGCAUGCUGAGCUUCGAUAUGACCGUUGCUUUGUCUUCGGUGGAGAAUUUAAAGGAGACAAUUCAGCGGUUACACGGGCUACCCGCUGCCAAUAUUGUGCUGCUUGUGAGCGGCGGCGAGAUGCUGACACACUCCACACAGGUUUCGUGCUACUCCGCAGGCACCGAUACCAAUCCCAUUUUCAUGUUUCUUACCGGCGACGAGAGAGUGGGCCCAACGAUAGCGAGCGGUGGUUCGGGCGGAAACACAGCUAGUGCAGCGGCAGAUGCUGCCGAUGCGGAGCUUCGACGCUUGGUGGACGAGAGUCAGAAAUUGCCUGCGGUACUGGAGACAGUUCGGCAGCGAGCGGCUCUAGCGCAGCAUAUGCGCGAGCUUGGCCGCAAGGAAGAGCUGCAGUGUGAGCGAUUGGUCCAUGAGCAACAUCUUCAGCAGCAGGGGUGGUCCGCAGUGGUGGCCAAUAUGGAGGACUUGACAACUGAAUUUGGUGAACGCUUCCAAAACUUUUGCCUGGCUUUCGACCGGCAUUUGCAGCAACGGGAGAGCUACCUAGAGCUGUUGUGUAAUUUUAACGAAGAUCUCAAGCAGCUGGAAAGGAUACCCAUACUACCAGCACUGAUGUCGCAGGCUCAGGCGGAUUUUCAUGGGUUUGAUGAGCUACUCAAUAACGAAGAUGUCGAUCAGCUGACAACAGAGACAGAUUUGGCUGAGCGUGGAACGGAGAGUGUAGAGAAAAGCAGUAGCAGCACAUCUCCCAACAAGAAGCUGAAAAUGGGUCACGAACAGUUGGAUCAAAGCGAAGAACAAUCCAACUCCAACUCUAAGUUGUUGCAACAACAACAACAACAUCAACUCAAUCUACUUCAGUGGAUAAGCUCGAAGGGCAAUCAUGCUGCGCUCCAGCAAAUGUGUGAUGAAUGCGUUCAGGGACUAAACACCUUCUCCGAAGACAUAUACGAGAAGCUCAAGCUCGAGGUGCAGAACAUCAUCAAGAUGGCCAAGCAGAGCGAUGUAAAGGAGAUCAAAGGCUUAAGUGAUCGUCUGUAUCGUCUCGACGAGUUUAAGUAUAAGAUCAAGAAGAUUGUCCAAGAUCAGCGAGAGCAAGCGACUGCUCUGCAACAGAAUGAGUCGCGUGCGCUCAAUCUUCGUGACAAUUCGGUGCUGCCUGAUCUGUGCCUCUCGCAUCGCUCUCAGCUUCUUGUGAUGCGUGAUAACCACAUUAAAAUACGUGAAUAUAGUCGCCUUAUAGCCAACUCUAAGGAGGAACUCGGCCGCAAUUUGAAUGCGCGUCUACGUCGCAUCGUCUACAUUGAAAAUGGAAUGAGCGAUUAUGAUAACCGUUUGCUCUUUUACCAUCGUUGCCUGCGUCGUGCUGAGCGUCACAUUAGCAUCAUUGAACAGAUCCAUCAAGCGCCAAGCAUUUAUGUGGCGGCUGUUACGGAGGUCGUUCGUCGCAAGAUUUUUUCAGAUGAGUUCCGGGUAUGGGCAUCGCGACUGUCGGUAGAUUUCGAUCGCAUUCACAGUGAGGAGCUGCAAAGGCGGCGACUUUUUAAUGACAGCUUUGAUGGUCACUUUUUAAAUAUUCUUUUUCCGGGCAUGGCUGAUAUGCCGCCCACGUUUGCUAAUGAGCAUCCAGAGCUGAGCUUUGAUACCCGUCUACCACAGCUUGGACGCUCCGAUAUUGAGUUACUGUCUGCACAGUUACCUGAUCUGGCAAGUCAACUCCAGUUACCAAAUAUGGCGCCUGUUUUGGAGUUCUUUGUGCAGCGGCACGAUGUGAUGCAACCAGAGCAAAUUGAGCCAAAGGAACUGCAGUUACAGUCUGAGCAGUUUGAAGUGGCUACUGUAGUUGACAAACAAACUGUGAGCACCUCAACAAGCUUGCAUGUGGAGCAGAUAGCGCGUAGCACCGCAACAGAUCCACGGCUGAUGCUGAGCGCUAGCACACUGACAGAUGAUAAUGCGGAGAGUUUACAACGACUGCGAGACGCUCUGAACGCUAUGUCCAAGUUGGCGUUACAGUGUCUGACAUUGGCGCGUUCCAAUCUGAGUAGCCUUCGCACCGAAUUAGAGCGUGGCUACCAAGACGAGCUAAUGUCGGGCCUGGCGCUGAUGCAGGAACAGUGGCAGCUGUUGUUCAUGAAGUGGAAGCAACAAGAAAAACAGCAGGCGGAACAAUUGGAGCAAAUGCGUCAACAGCUGUUAGCGGCGGAAGACGAUAAAGUGAAAGCCGUGACGCAGGCACGCGAGCAGCUGAUACACGAACACAAAAGGGAGUUGGAAUCGUUGCGCUGUCGAUUUAAGCUGAUGACCUCUAUGGAGCGUUCGCCAUCUGACAGCAGCCUUGAGAAGCUGGAGCGACCUACGAGCAGUUCCAGUGUGUCCAGUCUGGAUGUAGAACAGCUGCUGGCGCAGCAACGCCAAGAUCUGGUUGCCCAAAAGGAGCGUGCUAUCAGCGAAGCUAUUGAGGCAGAGCGCACGCUUUGGCAGCAGCGAGAGCUCCGAACUCAAAACUCAGAAUCUGUGAUGGCCAAUGUGUCUAUACUGAAAGAUGUGCUGGAGGACAAGGAGCGACAGCUGGACAUCUUACGAGAGCAGAACCGCCUGCUCACACAGGAUACCUUCCAGCUGAAGACACGUCUCGAGAUGCUCACCAAUGAGGAUGGGAACAGCUGGCUAAAAGAGAAGAUUGACUAUCUCAGUCGCGACAAAUCCCGCCUGGAGGAAGAGCUCAAUAUGGAGAAGAGCAAGCGAAUGGAAAUGGAGUCUAGUGUGGCAGCAUUGAAGAGCUCCACUUAUGAGGUGGGCGUUGCAGGCGUUGGCGGCACAUUAACGCGCUCAAAAUCAAGUGUCUCCUCGUCAUCAAAUCAUCGUCACAUUACUCUCGAGAGCUGCGGCAAGGGUGAUUUGGUGUUUGUUAUUUGGAGCAUACGACAUUCACAGUUUAUGGUGGUGCAGGACUCGCAAACCCUGUACUUCGUACAUGCGGAUAGCUUGGCCGCCCUCCAGUUGACGGCACCAAUGACACAGGCACCCUCACACUCGCCAUCAGGUACCUCUACCGAUGUUCCUUUGGCUAUCGCAGAGCGCAAUCACAUACCCCUACCAUAUUACGCCAUCGGACGAAUUAUUGAUAAAGAGUACUGCCAAGCACGCAAGGAUGAGAAUCGUUAUCGAGUCAGCAAGGGUUCCAAGUUCUACCGCAUCAAGCUGGCGCCUGUGCCCUCAAGAUAUCCGCAGCGUCGCGACCGUUUGGAAUCCACAUCUUCCGUUGGCAUCAUUAGCAGACCUCAGUUAGCAGCGACGUUACGGGAUGUGAUGGAUGUGCCUAGCUCUACGAGUAUUGCUGGUAGCAGCAUAUAUCAAAGCUUCAAAGAGCGUACAGUGAGCAUCUCUAGUGUCAACGAGGAGGACGACGAGUCAGCCUCGCUGCUCAGCGAGCGUUGUCGAUACGUUAGCGUUAGCGAGGAGGAUGAAUUGCUGGCGCUUGCCACUUCUGCUGCAGAAGCAAUAACAGCAGGAACAGCAAUAGCAACAAUAACAGCAACAACAAUAACAGAAACGGCAGUGAUAGCAGCGACGGCAACUCAAGCACAGUCUGUGAUAACAGAGCAGCCAACGGCGUCAAGAAAACUAAAAUUGGAUCUACUGUUGGCCUCUGCUGAUAUAAUAACACAAUCCCAAACACAACAACAACAACCAACAAGACAAAAAAAACAGAGUGAGGAGCAUUCAAAGGAAUCAAUACUGUCAGAACCUGAAACCAAACAGUUUUCGGACUUAAAACCCAUACAGCUGACCGAUGAGCCAGUUAUUUUACAUGUGCCCCCAGCUACACCAAUAACAACAGUUGAUGCUGCUUCUUCAGAAGUUGUUGUUGUUGCUGUGGAGCCAUCAACCACUGGCACGGCUAACAUAAGUGAGGAUUCGGAUGAGUAUCGUUCACUGGAGGGUAAGGAUGAGGUCGAUUUGUCCGUUUCCGAAUAG